This is a messenger RNA of Theobroma umbraticum, 2236 nucleotides long. Its product is annotated as ENTH/VHS family protein. Gene Ontology annotation, molecular function: RNA polymerase II complex binding. NCBI's taxonomy places the organism in Eukaryota, Viridiplantae, Streptophyta, Magnoliopsida, Malvales, Malvaceae. Gene Ontology annotation, biological process: mRNA 3'-end processing. The record is from RefSeq and is a predicted model, not a curated record.
GCGCACCUCAAAAGCCCAAAAAGAGGAAGUGCACUGCCCUGCACUCUCUCCCACUUCUCGUCCCCUCCAAGCAGAGAAGACUUUGUGCAGUUUUCUCACGCGUCCAGUUCGACCGAACAUCCAAUUCGUACAGUUAACCGCACCAACUCUCUGCAACAAAACAAAGAACCCUACUUUCACAACAAAACCCUAAUCAUCAAAACAGAAACUGAUUUUGUUUUGUGGUUCCCCUAAUUCCUCUCUCCAUGACGACAGAAAUCGACCAACUUCUUGUGCUCACCCGCCGUUGAUUCCCGCCUGCGUCACCCGCAUUAGUCUUUUGCAGCGCCUUAUCUGAAGGUUGAAUUUUGAAGGUCUGCCCUGUUUAUCAUUAGUUGCUCAGUGUUCAGUAGCAACUAUGGGCAGUUCAUUCAACCCACAAAUUUUGGUGGAGAAGCUAGCCAAGCUCAAUAACUCACAAGCGAGCAUAGAGACUUUAUCACAUUGGUGUAUUUUCCAUAUGAAUAAGGCAAAACAAGUUGUUGAAACUUGGGACAGACAAUUUCAUUGCUCCCCACGUGAGCAGAGAUUGGCCUUUCUGUAUCUAGCCAAUGACAUUUUGCAGAAUAGCAGGCGUAAGGGUUCAGAAUUUGUUGGUGAAUUUUGGAAGGUUCUUCCUGAUGCUCUCCGUGAUGUGAUUGAAAUUGGGGAUGAAUUUGGAAGGAAUGCUGCAUUUCGUCUGAUCAGUAUAUGGGAAGAGAGAAAAGUAUUUGGUUCUCGGGGACAAAUUCUUAAGGAAGAGCUUGUUGGCAGACAAUCAGAAAAUAAUAGUAGUAGAAAUGGCAGGCAUGUAGGCCUCAAGCUGCAGAAGCAGCCUGUUGGAAGUACAGUGGACAAAAUAGUUUCAGCCUAUCAAGUUGUUUAUGGUAGCCAGAUGGAUGAAGAUGUUAUAUUGAGCAAAUGUAGGAAUGCUAUUAGCUGUAUUGAGAAAGUAGAUAAGGAAAUUGGUACUGAUAUCAAUUCAGGGCAGUUCCAUGGAUCUGCACUUGUGGAGGAGGUGCAGGGUCAGCAUGCUGUAUUGAGAGACUGUAUUGAGCAGCUAACAGCUGCUGCAUCAUCGAGAGCUAGUCUCAUCUCACAUUUGAGAGAGGCCCUUCAGGAGCAGGAAUUCAAGCUGAAGCAAGUUCGUACACAACUUCAGGCUGCACAGUCCCAAUCGGAACAGGCAGAUAAUAUCUGCAGACAGUUAUUAAGUUGUGAGAAUCCCCAGUUGGUGGCAGAGCAAAGUUCAAAGGAAUCUCUCACAUCCAUUGCACCUCAGAGUUUUAUUCCGGCGGCUACAGAGCAAUCAGCUCCUGUGAUGUAUUCCCGGCAAGUGUCUUUUCCUGAUAAUUCUGGCCACACUGAGGAAGAUCCUCGGAAAUCUGCAGCUGCUGCAGUGGCAGCGAAGCUAACUGCAUCAACAUCCUCAGCCCAGAUGCUUUCCUAUGUCCUCUCUUCCCUUGCUUCUGAAGGUGUCAUUGGCAAUCCUACGAAAGAAUCUUCUGGUGAUUACCCUUCAGAGAAGAGGCCAAAGCUUGAGAAUGACCAGCCUUACAUACCAUCUCAGAAUCCCCAACAAGAACCAGUUUCACCAUUUCCGCACCCUGAAUCUCAUCAGCACAAUGUUGUGACCACCACCCAGCAGUUGACUCCAAAUGAAGUGCCACCUCCUCCAUCAUCGUCCCCUCCACCACUGCCACCGCUGCCGCCAAUGCCACCAUAUGCAGUGCCCCAGUACCUGCCAACUGCUGGAUCAAUAAAUGGUGCGCCUUAUAGCUAUGGCAUGACCCAGUCACAGCAGCCUUCCUUACCGGGUUAUUCAGUGGUUGGGACUGCAAUGACCGGCAUCUCCCCAUUUGCCUCAUCGUCAACUAAUUCUUACCAGAGCUUCCAAGGUUCCGAAGGUUUUUAUAACCAGCCAUCAUCCAUGCCGGCAGUUCCGAUAUCUCGGCAAUAGAACUUUUGAGUUAGGAAUUAGGAUGCUUUCAAGUGAAAUAGUUUUGUCAGAUAACAUAAGGCGUUCAUUCAGAAUCUAAUCCUUGAGCACCAGAACUUUCUUGUUUGGGUGCCACCUAGUAUACCUCGUGUGCACAUUUUGUAAAUGUUUUGUAACUUAUUAUAUUUUUCCACUGUGUUUGAGUCUUUGGUAAAAACUAUAUAUUGCAUUGUUGAAUAUUGGAUAAAUAGAAUUUAGUAGCUUGAUUGGUUGCAUGAA